AUGCGCGGCCAGACCGAUAUUCGCUCAUCCGUCAUCCAAUUCUAUCGACCCCUCUUCGCUGCAAAGUCUGCCAUCAUGAAGCUCCGUGAGGUGAGCGUAGGCAAGCUGUGGUCAACAUUGCGUAUCGAGAUUUUUCAAGGCAACGACAAGACUGCUGUCUCUGCAGAUAUCAUGUACGCGGAUGCCACUUAUCAAUGUGAAACAAAAGUAUACCCCGACUUACAAACCAUAUUUAGCAUCUCCGACUUUUCCUGGUCAGGCAUCGUCCUUCAAACAAACUGGCAUUUACCAGCACCUCCGCGGCCGGUGGACCUGUCCAAAUUAGAAUCAGAUACCGACCCUGGCUGGGCGUCGUAUCAAACAGCGUUUUAUCCAGAUGGGUUCCGCCGCGGCAGUGCAUACGUGAGGGCGUUCAUACCCAAGACCUGGCCAUCUGAAAUCAGAUAUAUCGAGCAAUGGAUCUGCCCCGGCUGGGAUUGCUACCCCCAGGGUUCCUGCGCAUUCGAAAAGACGGAAGACAAAGCUCGGUGGACGAACGACAUGAUUCACUUCAUCAUGGACUCGGGUCUGCCAAUUCAAGAAAACUUCUUUCCACAUGAACCCGACAAGCCGCUGCCGAUGGGGAGCGUAGCCGCCACGUUAGGAUUUGCGGCGGCACAAAAGAAGGCCAGGGAGGAGGGAAAACAGAAUUGGAGAGCAUUAGACUCGGAUGGGUCGAAAACCAUGAUGACGCAGACGGUUCAUGUGACAUUGUCCAUGUCGACGGAAAUAAAGAAGAAGUUGCCGCAAGAAGGGGUUCGUUGGCUGUACCUAUGGACGGAGACGAAGAGUAUUAUCAAUGGGAGGAUGGAUCUGCAGGUGCUUUUGUUUGACGAGACAAUGGACCUGGUGGCGGUUACUUCGCAUGUUGCGCAGAUUAUACCUGCAGGGCAGAAAAAUCAGAGGAGUAAGAAAGGGCCGUCUCUGUAA
Molecule: messenger RNA, 969 nt
Organism: Metarhizium acridum CQMa 102
Lineage: Eukaryota; Fungi; Ascomycota; Sordariomycetes; Hypocreales; Clavicipitaceae
Source: RefSeq, a predicted model, not a curated record